AUGCAUGGAGGAGGAUUGUCACAUGGAAAGGAUAUACCUGAUAUUGCUGGGGACAAGAUAUAUGGCAUUAGAUCUUUUACCGUUCGAUUGGGCCAGCAGCGGGUCUUUUGGAUUUGUAUUUCGCUUCUUCAGAUGGCUUAUCUUGUUGCUUUGUCAGUGGGAGUAAUAUCAACCUGCAUCUGGAGCAAAUGGAUAACGGUUAUUGGUCAUACUGUGUUGGCUUCAUUACUUUGGAAUCGCGCCAAUUCAGUUGAUUUGAAGAGCAAGACUGCAAUAACAUCCUUUUACAUGUUCAUAUGGAAGCUCUUUUACGCGGAGUACCUGCUAAUACCUCUUGUGAGGUAA
Molecule: messenger RNA, 345 nt
Organism: Fraxinus pennsylvanica
Lineage: Eukaryota; Viridiplantae; Streptophyta; Magnoliopsida; Lamiales; Oleaceae
Source: the annotation of a GenBank genome assembly